Messenger RNA from Gossypium raimondii (Peruvian cotton), 1434 nucleotides. Its product is annotated as AP2-like ethylene-responsive transcription factor At1g79700. Gene Ontology annotation, molecular function: DNA binding; DNA-binding transcription factor activity. Lineage: Eukaryota; Viridiplantae; Streptophyta; Magnoliopsida; Malvales; Malvaceae. The coding region runs from base 139 to 1398 and encodes 419 amino acids. The transcript is spliced from 7 exons. Gene Ontology annotation, biological process: regulation of DNA-templated transcription. The record is from RefSeq and is a predicted model, not a curated record.
CCCUAACCAUAUCAGACAAAUUGCAACAGCAAAGAAACAGAAUAAGUAAAAGAUCAAGUUGCCGCACCUAUAUAUAUCUCAGACACCAUUUUUCAGUUUCUCAUCGUCCAGCAACCUGCAAAAGUCAAUUACAGAACCAUGGAAAUUGUCACUGCGAAAUCUGAAUUCAGACCCGGAAGAACUCGUUUGUGCACGGCGGAAGACAAUGCCAUCGACACUAAGUGCAUCAAAAGACGUCGAAGAGAUCACUCCAAUGGUGCAUUAGGCUUGAGUAAUCAACAACAACAGCAUCAACAGCUACAAGGUGAUCAACCUACAGCAACUACUGUGAAGAGAAGUUCAAGAUUCAGGGGUGUCAGCAGACAUCGUUGGACCGGAAGGUUCGAAGCUCAUUUAUGGGAUAAAGGUUCAUGGAAUCCGACACAAAGGAAGAAGGGAAAACAAGUCUAUCUUGGAGCUUAUGAUGAAGAAGAAUCUGCAGCAAGAGCCUAUGAUUUGGCUGCCAUUAAAUACUGGGGAACAUCAACUUUCACAAAUUUUCCUGUAUCUGAUUAUGGCACGGAGAUUGAGAUAAUGAGAAGUGUAACAAAGGAGGAAUACUUGGCCUCUUUAAGAAGGAGAAGCAGUGGAUUCUCAAGGGGUGUUUCCAGGUAUAGAGGAGUAGCAAGGCAUCAUCAUAAUGGGAGAUGGGAGGCAAGGAUAGGGAGGGUUUUUGGAAAUAAAUAUCUUUAUCUCGGCACAUACAGUGAGUUUUUUACUUCAAUGCUUUUGAACAUGCCCUUAUUAUACGUCCAACUUCGGUUAAUUCCGACGAACCGGUCUCUUAUUGCAGGUACACAAGAGGAGGCUGCUCAUGCUUAUGAUAUUGCAGCGAUCGAGUACAGAGGGAUCAAUGCUGUAACCAACUUUGAUUUAAGCACAUACAUCAGAUGGCUAAAACCAGGAGCCAACGAUGCCCUUAUUUCGGAACAAAUUAAGACAGCCUCGGCAACUCGGCCGAUGAUGACAUCGAACAUUUUCCCAACUGAGCAAACAAAUGGCUUAACUCUCUUUAACUCCAAUCCUCUAACAGAAGAAGCCAUAGAUAUCCGAAAGAAGGGCGUUGUUAGUCCUUGUCCCAAGUCAUCACCAGCAUUGAGUCUCCUGCUUAGGUCUUCGAUGUUUAACAAACUAGUAGAGCAGAACUUGAACGCAAACUACGACCAAACUGAAGAGAAGGUGGCGGUUGAUAAGAAUGGAGGGGGAGAAAUGUUGUGCAAUGAAGUUGAUGGUGGUGUACUCCCUUUUAUGUGCUCCAACAACAGAGGUUUAGAAUCAAAGGAAAGUAAAGUUCCAUUGUACAAUAAAACAGGGCAGUCCAUGUGGAAUGGUGCCUUAAACCUUUUAACUAACGCAUAGGGUUCUCCAUAUUGGCCCGGCUCGAAGCAAAGCCGA